GAAUCAUAUCCUCCACCCCCAAUUUCUCACUUUAUAUGCUACCAAACUCUAUCAAUUCAUUCAUAUUCAACUAUACACACAUACCACAAAAUUCUAAUUUUGAGCUCGUUCCUCCCACUUUUCAUUGAGGAACAAUCAAAUGGCUAAUGUGGUGGAGUUGAAGGUAGGAUUGCACUGCGAUGAAUGUAUCAAGAAGAUCUUGAAGGCCAUCAAGAAAAUUGAAGAUAUAGAAUCAUACGACGUAGAUACGCAAUAUAAUAAGGUGACGGUUACGGGGAAUGUGACAACGGAGAAGGUCAUUAGAGUUCUUCAAAAAAUAGGAAAGCAUGCCACUACUUGGGAUGAAUCAUCCACUGCUAAUUACUGAGUUGAGUCUAAUAAUCUACAUAUAAAGAUUACUCUCCAUCCCACUAAAUUCUUAUUUUAUUUUUUUAACAAUAUAUUAAAAUAUCUUUCAUUUUUCUUAAUCUGAAAUUUUGAAUUAUCUUUACCUAC
Messenger RNA from Salvia hispanica, 495 nucleotides. RefSeq names its product Heavy metal transport/detoxification superfamily protein. The record is from RefSeq and is a predicted model, not a curated record. Gene Ontology annotation, molecular function: metal ion binding. NCBI's taxonomy places the organism in Eukaryota, Viridiplantae, Streptophyta, Magnoliopsida, Lamiales, Lamiaceae.